This is a messenger RNA of Terrapene triunguis (Three-toed box turtle), 489 nucleotides long. Its product is annotated as sialidase-1-like. The transcript is spliced from 2 exons. The annotation marks the transcript as partial. Lineage: Eukaryota; Metazoa; Chordata; Testudines; Emydidae. Gene Ontology annotation, biological process: ganglioside catabolic process; oligosaccharide catabolic process. Gene Ontology annotation, cellular component: membrane; lysosome; cytoplasm. Gene Ontology annotation, molecular function: exo-alpha-sialidase activity. The record is from RefSeq and is a predicted model, not a curated record.
GCCAAAUUCAUCGCCCUGCGGCGCUCCACUGACGGAGGUGCAACGUGGUCCCCGAGCUCGUUCAUCGUGGAUGACGGGACACGGGUGGACGGGCUGAACCUGGGGGCCGUGGCCGUGGACCGGGCGAACGGCUCCGUGUUCCUGUUCUACGCGCUCUGCAUCCACCAGCCGCAGCCCUGUGUCUCCAGCACGAUGCUCAUUCGCAGCCGGGACGACGGCCGGUCCUGGAGCCGCCCCCGCAACCUCUCCCAGGAGAUUGGCCUGGACAGGUUUGCCCCGGGGCCCGGGCUCGGCAUCCAGGUGGGCACUCGGGGAGCUGCCCCGAUUUCUGUCACGGUGUUCUACUCAGCUGUGUCCCCGCCCCAGAGCCAGCCGCAUCUCCACGCUGGGGAGGGGUGUGACGUUCCCCUGGUGUUAUCUGGGCCGAGGAUCUGCUCGGUCACCCCAAUCCUCGAGUCUGGGAGCCAGCCUUGCCCUGCUCCGCAGUGA